Podarcis raffonei (Aeolian wall lizard) is the source of this 8595-nucleotide messenger RNA. RefSeq names its product polypeptide N-acetylgalactosaminyltransferase 13 (gene GALNT13). NCBI's taxonomy places the organism in Eukaryota, Metazoa, Chordata, Lepidosauria, Squamata, Lacertidae. The record is from RefSeq and is a predicted model, not a curated record. Gene Ontology annotation, cellular component: Golgi apparatus. The transcript is spliced from 13 exons. Bases 501 to 2198 code for a protein of 565 amino acids.
AUCGUGCGCGAGCCGAGCCUCCGGGCGGCUCCUAUAGGAGGAGCCGGGACGAGGGGGGGCGUGACCUAGGCGCUUUUAUCGCGGCCGCUGCUUAUUGUUAUUAUUACUGGUACUAGUACCCAGCGGCGCCGGGAGAUGGCCAGGUGCUGAGAGGGAGCUCUCCCUCCGCCCCGGACUCGGAGGCGAAGCGGGCAUCUUCUGCGAGAUGAAGGAGCCUCCUGUGGCCGCGGGGGGAGCAGCGCCAGGGGCUUUCCCCGGGCGAGCGUGACCUUUCGAAUUUGGGGGUGGUGGGGCAGUUUUUAUUUUUGAGGGGGGCGAGAAGGGAGAACCCCCCCACCCCAAAUCCUGCCGCUUCAAGUCUUUCCUCAGAGGAACAGCGCGGCGAGGCGAGCUGUCUCUUCGCAGUGGGAUGUUCUCAACAUUGCGUUCAUGCUGGCAUCUUUGGCUUGGAUACACCAUCAAAGCAGUACCCAUCUUUACUACUAAUAACUGAACAAAGAAUGAGGAGAUUUGUCUACUGCAAGGUGGUUCUUGCCACUUCUCUGAUGUGGGUGCUUGUGGAUGUCUUUCUGCUUUUAUACUUCAGUGAAUGUAACAAAUGUGAUGACAAGAAAGAGAGAUCCCUGCUGCCUGCUUUAAGGGCUGUUAUGUCAAGAAGCCAAGAAGGACCUGGAGAGAUGGGAAAGGCAGUUGUCAUCCCCAAAGAUGAUCAGGAAAAAAUGAAAGAACUCUUUAAAAUCAACCAGUUUAAUCUUAUGGCCAGUGACAUGAUUGCAUUCAACAGAAGUUUGCCUGAUGUAAGACUAGAGGGAUGCAAGACAAAAGUCUACCCUGAUGAACUACCAAACACAAGUGUGGUCAUAGUAUUUCAUAAUGAAGCCUGGAGCACUCUGCUUCGUACUAUUUACAGUGUUAUAAAUCGGUCUCCACACUAUCUACUUUCUGAGAUUAUCUUGGUAGACGACGCCAGUGAAAGAGAUUUUCUGAAGGUCCCAUUAGAGAAUUAUGUGAAAAGUUUGCAAGUGCCAGUAAAAAUCAUUAGGAUGGAACAGCGAUCAGGACUCAUCCGAGCUCGGCUUAGAGGAGCAGCAGCUUCCAAGGGCCAAGUCAUAACUUUUCUGGAUGCACACUGUGAAUGCACUUUAGGCUGGCUGGAGCCCCUGCUGGCAAGAAUCAAGGAAGACAGAAAGAUUGUUGUUUGCCCAAUUAUUGAUGUGAUCAGCGAUGACACUUUUGAGUAUAUGGCUGGGUCAGACAUGACUUACGGAGGAUUUAACUGGAAACUUAAUUUUCGUUGGUAUCCUGUUCCCCAGAGAGAGAUGGACAGAAGAAAAGGAGACAGAACAUUGCCAGUGAGGACCCCUACUAUGGCUGGUGGCCUAUUUUCUAUUGACAGAAACUACUUUGAAGAGAUAGGAACUUACGAUGCAGGAAUGGAUAUCUGGGGUGGAGAGAAUCUUGAAAUGUCUUUUAGGAUCUGGCAGUGUGGAGGCUCAUUGGAGAUUGUAACAUGUUCACAUGUUGGUCACGUCUUUCGAAAAGCUACGCCUUAUACAUUUCCUGGGGGUACCGGUCAUGUAAUUAACAAGAACAAUAGACGGCUUGCAGAAGUAUGGAUGGAUGAAUUUAAAGAUUUCUUCUAUAUAAUAUCCCCAGGAGUUGUCAAAGUGGAUUAUGGAGACGUAUCAGUCAGAAAAGCAUUGAGAGAGAACUUAAAAUGCAAACCGUUUUCAUGGUACCUAGAAAAUGUCUAUCCAGACUCCCAGAUUCCCCGACGAUAUUACUCCCUUGGAGAGAUCAGAAAUGUUGAGACGAACCAGUGCUUAGAUAACAUGGGACGCAAGGAAAAUGAAAAAGUUGGCAUAUUCAACUGCCACGGUAUGGGAGGAAACCAGGUAUUUUCAUACACAGCUGACAAGGAGAUUCGUACAGAUGAUUUGUGUUUGGAUGUGUCUAGACUCAAUGGUCCUGUGAUCAUGUUAAAGUGCCACCACAUGAGAGGAAACCAACUUUGGGAGUAUGAUGCUGAGGAGCUGAAAGGCAGCCUAGAAAAUCCUCGACUUACCUUGAGGCACGUCAACAGCAACCAAUGUCUCGACGAACCCUCUGAAGACGAUAAAAUGGUUCCCACCAUGAAAGACUGCAGUGAAAGCCGAUCUCAGCAGUGGCUGCUCCGGAAUAUGACCUUGGGUGCCUAAAAGCCGCAAAAGACUCGCUGUGUUUCCUCGCCAGGCCUCGCAAGGCUCUAGACCUCUUGCACUUCACACAGUUUGAUCGAACAGAAGUCUUUUCCUCUUCCCAUGUUAUCGGUGAAGUGAAAGGUUUUGAAUGCUCGGUGAAAAGCCCAUCUGCUUUUUAAUUGCUUAAAGCAUGUUUGCACUUUUCCCUUCAGAAUUUUUAUCUUUUAUUUUUUACUCAUUCAGCUAAACACACAAGCGCUCUGCAUACCGUUAAACAUAUGCUAUGAUCAAGACACGGUAUUCUUGAGGAAAAAUCAGACUCGCGGAAAGCAUUACAAAGCUGAACUCCAAGGUUUUGUGGGGAGUGGGCUUACUGUUGGUUCUGUCAUGUAACGUUGCUUGAAAGUGACCAUGUUAAAUGCCUUAUGAAACCCACUUGUAUCGUGAGAGAUUAUAUCUUUUAUUUAUUAAGUCGAUGUGCUUGUACUGGCCCCUUCAUGGCAGCAAAGGAAGAAUUAGUUUUUAAUCUGCUGCCGGCCGUAACCAGCAGAUAGCUCAGCUGAAAGAAUUUCUGAGCAGUAAAUUUACUGUAUAUAAUGGGUGUCUUUCAUGUAUAAUACUGGGGGGGGGGGGAUGUGGCAUUGCUGUUCUUGAAACGCCUUUGGAAUAUCGGCAAAACUAAAUGAAGGCUAUAUGCCGGCAGAUGGGAGGUAAAAUUGAAAUCACAGCAAAAGGUAAUACAAUGAAACUGAAUUCAUAUCGUCCACAGAUAGCAUACACUCUUGGCAAAGCAUAAGCCUUUGUGAAGCAUAGUAAUGCCUCUGGCCAAUUCCCACGAACUCCCAUUAAUGGUGCAACUAUAAGAGGUAGCAAAACUUGAUCAUCUUGAGUUGGAGUGAAACUCUUGAAACUUGUUCUUUAAAAAUGUCAAGAGCAGGUUUAUGCUAGGCACUUUACUGGAGUUCAAGUUAAUCUUCGUUGCAUUAACUGUCCACUUUUCCAUAUUGAUUAUAUUUAUUAUUUUGAAAGAUUGCUUUUGGUGUUGCAGCAGAUUAAGCAUACGUACAGCUCCACCUAAAAACGUCAAAGCUUCCACCUAUUAAUACGUCUAGUUGAAUGGUUUUAUAUAUAACCGUAAUAGAAACAUGACUAAUUAAAAAGCAUAUCUAAUAAGCUUAUGACCUGUAACGUAGCCACAUUGGGAGCCGAGUUUGCUCAGGAGGUGGUUAAACUAUAAAUAAUAAUAUUUUAAUUAAAAAGAGGGGUAAUUGUAUGGCAUAACUCUAUACCUAUAUGUAAGUGGGAACACAUUGGGCUAACAUUUGACUCUUCAGUGGUUCCAGUAUUAGGUCUAUAAGGAGCAAUAUUGAGUCUAGGGAUGGGUGUGUGCUAUAGUUAGAUUUACAGACUCCUUGUAUGUCAGGGCCAUUUGCCAUGUCAAAGUAUUGUGCUUUAUUGAAUUGUAUGAAUUUGUCCACAUUGCUUCCCCAAUACCCUGGAGAGCUUGGCUAGCCCUAUUGCUUUCACAUUGCCACAACACCUUGGACCUUAGGAGUCAGAUAGAGCCUGUUUCUCUGAAUGAGACCUGAUACACUGUGUUUCCCUUUCAUAUAUAUCACCUGCCUGGAGUUUGAAUAUGCAUAUUUCUCUUAUCCAUCCACCCAUAGAAGUGUUCUAAGCUGCUACCAUAUCAGUAUACUAGAGCUCCAAACAGGCUGUCAAGAGCCCAGCAGAGUCAGAGGUGAAAAAUAGGGUGUAAAUAGACCAGUGAUCAGGUUCGAAAAGAAGUAGGCAAUGAUCCUGUCAGCCCAGAAGCAGGUAUAGAAUAGCUGGUGUUCAGAUAUCACACAUAAAACUAUAUAGGAAGUUGCCUUAUAGUAAAGUCAGACCAUUGGGCCAACUAGCUCUGCACUGUCUAUACAGACGGACAGCAGCUCUCCAGGGUUUAUAGGGAUAUUCCCAGACCUACCUGGAGAUGGGGAAUGAAGCUGGAGCUGCCUUUUUCAUACAAGGCAGAUGCUCUACCACUAAGCUACAGGGCUUCCCAUAACAAGACUAGUUAGUUAAUAGAGUUAAUGUAAAUAGGCUGUAUCGGCUUGGCUGAUGCCAGCCAGAUGCCGGAUGAGGCAAGGCAGGAUUCUGAUUAGCACCUUAUAUGAUGGACAAGUUGCCCAGAUGUAAAGAGCCUAGGACAGUUCUUAAAUAAAGGCUGUGGCAUCCUUACUGGCUCCCCUGGUCACCCUCCUACAACUGCCAGUGUAGUGCUGGGGAAGAGUGAGGUUUUGGACACCUAGCCCCUCUCUCUAUACAACAUGUUAUCUGGAACUUGGGAAACUAUAAGGUUCUCUGUAAGGGCCUUGGCCCAUUGGAGGAACGCCCAAGUUUUUAUCAGUGAGCAGAGCACUGAUGGAAAUAAACCUUUGCUAAGAGUCCAUAUGAUUCUUAUUUUGGUAUUUGAAGAAGUGCCUCUCUUUCUGUCAGAGAGAAAUCUCUCAGCACCACCUGAUAAGUCAUCUCUAUGCAUAAGAAAGUAAGAAAAGCCUGCUGGAUCAGGCCAGUGACCCAUCUAGUCCAGCAUCCUGUUCUCCCUGUAGCCAACCACAUGCCUGUGGGAAACCCUCAUUCUCCCCUCCUGAUGUUUCCAGCAACUGAUAUUCAGAAGGAUUCUGUCUUCGACCAUGGAGGCAGAGAAUAGCCAGUGUGGCUAGUCAGCAUGGAUAAGCCUUUACUGCCAGGAAUUUGUCAAAUUCUCUUUUAAGGGCAUCCAAGCUGGUGGCCAUCACUGCCACCAGUGAAGGGCAUGAUUUGGGACUUCUCGUUUUAAGCUACAUGUCCGUUUGAACCACAGUUUUUAAUAGCAAGAGUAACAGUUCAGUUCACUUGCCAGCCCUGGCUGGUGUCUACUGAGGAAUAAAAGUUGGUUACCUGGUUGAGCAGGCAAGAUUUUAAUCAAGCAGCCCAGAGCACAGUGGUUCUGUGCAGCAUGGUUCUGUUUCACUUUUGCCCAGUGGUCCCCACUGGUGGAAUUCUGGAGAUAAUGAAUUGUACAAUAAUCUGGCAGGAAUUGUCAGAUUCUUAAGCAGGCAAGCCAAGGCAUUGCCAAAAUCAGUCCGAAGUACAAGCCCAAACAGAGGUGCUCUGUGUGGUUAUAUAUUCAGCUUUCUAGGUCCAAUGUGUCGUCUUGCACUGGGCUAGAAUAUAAAGGCAAUGCAUCCCCAGUUUUCAUGUGGUCAAAAGUCCUGUUUUGCAAUUACUGUAUGUCAGUAGUCUCUGAAUCUAUGAGAUCCUCAUUGGGUGGCUAAGUAUGUGGACCUAGGUUCUAGGUUCCUCAGUUGCCGUCAGGUAUGUGUGCUGGGCAGAAUCAAGGUUCAGGUGAUCCAGUCCUCCUCCUAGUAAGCUGGCCUACUGGACUUUGGUGCCAGAUUUUCUGGUUCAUGCUCAAUGGCAUUUUACAGUGGGAGACCUUGGUCAGGCACAGUGUCCCUUGUCCUUCACUGAUCCCACAGCAUCCUUUGAGGAGGAGCUCCUCCUGCUUUUCACUAUUGUGGUAUCUGUGACCAAACAGUUUGAUAGGAGAGCAGGAACCGCCAGCUGUUCAGUGUCACCAACAGAUCAAACUGCUGCAAAACAAAGUAAAAUGGGUCUGUUCAAGUUGAAGGUAGUCGAGCCAAGAUAAAGAACCUACACCUUCUUUGUGAAUAAGAAAGCAACAAUGAACCUAACCGACCUAGCCAGUCACUGCAAUCCUGUGCACACUUACAAGGGAGUGAAUGCCACCAAACACAGUGAAACUUACAUCUGAGUGAAUAUGCAUAGAUUGCACUGUACCAUGAAUGAGCAGAAUCUAAAGCUAUCUGCUACAAUUUAAAAUGGCAUUGUCACACAAACAAUGCUAUUUCAAAGAAUUAAGGGCAUGCCACCAGACAAUAGGAAAGUAAGUUCACCAGAGGUUCAACUUGAGUGCAGUUGCUGGCCAUCUCUCUUGCUAUUUCCCCUUCUCUGCUUGAGGGGGGGGGGGAAUCUCACCUUAGGGGAAGAAAAAGAGGUUGCAGUUGGUGGAAUGGAUGGAUGAUGAUGGAAGAAGCUUACUGGACCUCACCUGCAAUGGGAAAUGAUGUCCAAUGAGAAAUGAUGUCCAGAGAGCCUCAUUUCCCAACAGUCCCAAUGGGCCUUCUUCAUUGCAUUUAUAUCUCACUUCCCCAACUUGUGACUUCUUUCUCUGUUAGGGGGAGGGGCAAGAGUAGCGGGCAAUGAAAGGCAGGGUGAGGCAUGAGCAGGAUCAAGACAAGGUGCCGCCUUGAGGUACUGAUCUUUAUUCUGCUUGCUGCUAAUUUUAGCCAGGAUGCCCACCAAGCUGAACUCAUUGCUCUCCCCAUUCUUGCUGAAAAGUGAGUAUUAAACUGACAACUUAAAAGUUCCCACCACAGUUCUGCUAUUAUAUUCCUGUGUGGCCUUGGCAAACUGUUUAGGCUGAAAGUGGAGUAUGGCGUUUGUUAUGUUUUAUGUGUGGUGCCCUCUCUGUGUUUAGAAGACAAAUACAGAAUUCACUGUUUGGGCAUUUAAAUGAAACUCAGUGCCCAUGUUUUAGGUCAAGGACUUUAUGGUAUCAACAAGUUGUGGGUUCAAUAUUAAAGCUGUUUUUGAAAAAUGUAGAACUCGAUUUAUCUUCGUUUCCCCAUCUGUAAAAUGGGGCCAGUUGUUCCUGAUUUUCACAGGGGUGUACUGAGGGCUAAAUAAUAUUUGUAUAUAGCUUUUGAAAUGUAAAAUAAUAAUUAUUAUUAUCAUUCAGAAAUGCUCUAACAAACCUCACAGUUCUUGGUUACAGUCAUAGAACGACAGAGGAACACAAAGCUUAUAGAGGAAUAUAUGAAAUGUGACUAUUCUGAAGGCAAGAACAGUAUUAUAAACAAGGCAAGAGUAUUAAAGUCCCUUAUCCUGGGCAACCUUAUGAAUUACUUGAAGAAGGUGGAAUGGGUGUGUAAAUUAUGAGCCAGUGGUAAUGAACUCACUUUGUCUUCAAAGACAGCUUCUAGACUGUUGAGACCCAAGAAUGGUAUUUUUUAUCUAAUUGCAAACUAGUUAGGUAGCCUUUCAAAAAGAGAUUAGUACUGUACUCUAACAAACACAGUCCAGUAUUUUCUUUUACUUGAAAGUAAUGAAGAUCAUAUCUGAUCAUAUAAAUUUUAGUUGCAUCUCAUUUGUAGAUGCUAAAUACAGUCUCAAAUGAGGCAAAAAUACUGUUGAAGGUGCUGAAGUGCAAAGCUAUGAAUUAGGCUAUAAUGGUUUAGGGAGGAAAUUUGAAGUAGGAUUUCACAAUGUCGCUGUCUUCUAAGUCCUUCUGCAUCGUAAUAGUCUUUGGACACAUCUGCCAUUUCCAGCAGGACAUCAGAAUUGUAAUUAACUGUUGUGACAGCUACGGUUUGAGAAUUCCAAGUGUAUUCUCUCUCACACACACACAUACACACUUGCAUUUCAAUGUAUGGAAUAGAUUAAACAUCUGCUGCUAUUACUGUACAGCAUAUGAACACAUCUGGUGAGAUUACACCACUUCUAAACUGCUACUAAAUAUAAGCGACUGUUUGAUCUCAAGGUGUUGAAUGAACACCAGCAAUGUGUUUUCUUUUUUAAAUUAGGUUAUGUGAAUUAUUAGUGUUAAAAGUGUUUUCAAACAUUCACACAUUCUCCUGGAAUCCCAGUUUCGUCAUUUCAAAUACAAGGGAGUCGUCUUUUGCCCCUGAGACAGCAGGUGGCCAGGGCAGCUGAUAAGUCUGCAUCUUUGCAGCGGGGACCAGACUCAAUGUAUCUAUCCAGUGAUGGCCAAACUUGGCCCUCCAGCUGUUUUGGGACUACAACCCCCAUAAUACCUAGCUAAACAGGACCAGUGGUCAGGGAUGAUGGGAAUUGUAGUCCCCAAACAGCUGGAGGGCCAGGUUUGGCCAUCACGGAUCUAGGCCAUUCAAUACAUGACAUGCAGGCAAAUCCAAGUUUAGCUUAAGUAUACCAGUAUGGGAAGUCCCAGCCUCCUGAUGAGUAUACUUGUAUGGUAUGCAUGUUUGCAAACAUUUGUCACACCCACAUAGCUUUACGUGUAUAUGUAAGACAUCUCAAUUUGUGUAACUAAAAAGCAUAAUUUAUGAAGUGGCCCUUUAAGACAAUGGUGGACUUUGCAGUUUUUUGUUUUUUUAAAAAACAAAAUAUUAUUAUUUCCCAUGUUCGAAGGAACCUGCGUCUGAGGAAUUGCUCAUAAAGCUUCUUGAAAUGUUGGAACGCAAAUACAUAUUUCAUAUGUACGAGUGGGCAGUGGAUUAAGAAUUACACCAUUUUAAAUGUUGUAACAGUUAUUAAAUGUUAACUCUGCUGUAAAUUUUAAAUAUUUAUACAUUUUGUAGAAAUAAAAUAUGCCAGUUUAGUUUUA